ACCACAAAAGCUUUUACAAGAAUCAUGAGAAUAACCAAUCUCGAGGUACAACUAUCCACAGGAACUUCAUUUUCCUUAAACUUCUAAUAAUAACCUGAACUCCCAACAGCAGGUUUCAAUCUUCCUGCCAAAUUCUAACCAUGGCACGAAUGCUCGCUCCGAUCGUUCGUUACAACGAUGUCCAAUGGCGCGCAAUAAAAUCCAGUACGUUUGCAUACUUCAACUCGCAGUCUUCAAUCUCAAUCAUCUUGUCACAAUAAAGCCAUUUAACUAACACAAAAGUAGAAGCAAAUAACAAUCAUCCAUCUCUCAAACCCGAAGAUAUCGAAAUCAUCAAAGAGGUUAUUAGGGUUCAUAAUGCUAUUUGUAUGUCCAUCCACUGUCCAUCUGUGACACUAUUGCCGCGUCAACCCAGGUUUCCACAUAUCAAUGACCUUGAGAGCAAAACUAAUGUGCAAAUUACAGUAAAUAAUACAGAUCCAACGCCUCUUUCACAAUUCCAAGAUUCUAUUAGAUAUGAUGAAAGACAGGUUAUCAAGUACUUUCUUUGGAGUAAAAGUACGUAUUUCCCAAUUCUUUACUUUAAUGUCCCGAAAGGACAUGGCAUCAUUUUUCUCUUCUUUGACCCAUCCAAAGCCUAAAGAUUCCCGCUAAUCCACCAGCAGCAAGAGAACACAACAGUACACUCACCCUUAUCAGCACCUACUAUCUUCCCAAGCGUCGUCCUCAAGGUGGGGUUAGUAAGCAGCAGAAACAAGCAGAUGAGGCUAUGAGACCAAGAAGAGAUCCGCGCGGAACUACAUAUGGAUUCGUGAGACGACCCGAGAGAAGGGUUGAUGAUGCAGCUGUAGAUACUGCUGUGGAGAAUGGUGGAUCGGAGGGCGUAAUUGGAGUAGGAAGUGAGGUCGCUGAAAAUGGGGGAGGUGAGAGUGGGAUUGGAAAUGAGGCCCCAGCCAUGGGAAGUAGCCCGCGUGCGAAGCAAAAUCCUGCUGGGAAAAACAAUCCGGGUGGAAAAAAGCAGAUGCUACGUUUGAAAUUGAGAUCAAAUACCAGCAAUGAGUUUCUGAGAAGGAGCGAAAGAAUAGUUGGAGGAGCCGCUAAAAAGAAUUUCGACAUCAGUAUGGAGGGUAUUAGAGAGGUCGCUAUGAACGAGGAUACGAGCACGACCAACGAUAUGAGAAGUUCAAAAAGAUUUCAGGAUUCGACGGAUUCGGCAGAUUCAACGGGAUCGAUGGGAUCGAGGGGAUCGAGCAACUCAGCUCCGAGUGAUGAAACGAAUGAUACACCUAUCGGAAACGAUACCAUUUCCAACAACACGUACGCAUCACCAUACAUCCCUCUCAACACGGCCUACAAAUCACCAUAUACACCAAUCCCCGAGAUCGACGACAAGGCUCCAGGUCACGAAAGUACUUUCUCAGCGGAGGAUGUUGAUAAUACAUAUGAUUCUAGUUUUGUCGCAGAAGGCAAGAGUCAGGGAAGCAAUAGUAAUAACACGGUUUUGGCUGAGGAUCCCGAGGAACAUUUUCCUCCUGGUAUGACUAAUAAGUUACCCUAUGAUCCAUUUUCGAACGCUGGCUAUCAGUUUGAAGAACGCGAUAGUACUAUUUCGGCCCUGGGUGCGGAUGAGCGCGAUAAUGCUCGGUUUGAAGAUAUGGAGGUAGAUGGGUAGAUUGGCCGCAGAGAGCCCACUCCGCCUGCACAAAGUGCGAAUGAAAUUCUAGCAGCUUAUUCUUACAAAUUGGUUGAUGAAGCGUUAGAUUCGGUGGCAGACUCAGACGGGGUUUAAUAAAUACAGCGCUAGUGUUGAUAGCAAGUAUGAUGAAGAUAUAGACAUGGCUCGGCAAGCUUUAAGAUUUGAAUACAAGGUUAUGCAG
Messenger RNA from Sclerotinia trifoliorum, 1877 nucleotides. The record is from the annotation of a GenBank genome assembly. Lineage: Eukaryota; Fungi; Ascomycota; Leotiomycetes; Helotiales; Sclerotiniaceae.